Molecule: messenger RNA, 2301 nt
Organism: Gopherus flavomarginatus (Mexican gopher tortoise)
Lineage: Eukaryota; Metazoa; Chordata; Testudines; Testudinidae
Gene: PARP11
Product: poly(ADP-ribose) polymerase family member 11
Exons: 10
Coding region: 195-1205 (336 amino acids)
Molecular function (GO): NAD+ poly-ADP-ribosyltransferase activity
Source: RefSeq, a predicted model, not a curated record
UUGACGUUGGCGGAAGGAAGCGCCCAGCUUAGGGCGGUGACGUAGUGGAGCGCCGGGGCCUGGCCCCGGCCUGAGGCCGGCAGCAUGUGGGGAGCGGCCGAGGCGUUCCAGAUUUUCAGCCUUCGCAAGUCCUCUCGUUGAUGAUUUCUGCAAAGUAGGAUGAAUGCUCUGCCAGUGGUUGGUGCUUGAGUACAAUGUUUGGAUUAAUGGAAGUGCUUCAAAGAGCAUCAGAAGAAUUCUCUCCAAAGAUGGAGAUUCCUGAGGAGGAGAUGGAUACAACUGAUACCCAAUGGGGCUGGUUUUACUUGGCUGAAUGUGGCAAAUGGCAUAUGUUUCAGACUGAUUCAAACACUCAGUGUUCAGUUAGCAGUGAAGACAUUGAAAGGAGCUUCAAAAUGAACCCGGAAGGCUCUGUUUCUUUUACUACUGCAAAAUUUAACUACAAGUUAGACUUUUCAGUGAUGAAACAAACCAAUCUGACUACUGGAAAACAGCGUCCAAUAAAGCGAGCUCCCUUUUCUAUCAGUGCUUUCAGUUAUAUCUGUGAAAAUGAGGCUAUCCCAAUGCCUUCACACUGGGAGAAUGUAAAUACAGAGGAACCAUAUCAGCUUAUUCCUUUGCAAAAGCAAACAAAUGAAUAUAAUGAAGUUUCUAGUCUCUUUGGGAAAACAAUGGAUAGCAACCGAAUUAAAAGAAUUCAGAGAAUUCAGAAUCUAGACUUGUGGGAGUUUUUUUGCAGGAAAAAAUCUCAGCUAAAGAAGAGAAGAGGUGUCCCUACUAUUAAUGAACAAAUGUUAUUUCAUGGUACCAGCAAUGAAUUUGUAGAAGCAAUAUGCAUUCAUAACUUUGACUGGAGAAUAAAUGGUAUGCAUGCUGCUGUGUAUGGAAAAGGGACCUAUUUUGCAAGAGAUGCAUCGUACUCCAGUCGUUUCUGCAAAGACGAUAUGAAGCAUGGAGACACUUUUCAAAUCCAUGGUGUCAGUCUGCAACAUCAUGUGCUCAGAACGUAUAAAGUUAUGUUUCUUGCUCGUGUUUUAACUGGAGACUAUGUCAUUGGAGAUUCCAAAUACAUGAGACCUCCUUCAAAAGAUGGGAGCUUUGUGAACUUAUUCGACAGCUGCGUGGAUAGUACUUGGAAUCCAAAGAUCUUUGUUAUCUUUGAUACCAACCAAAUCUACCCUGAAUAUUUAAUAGAGUUCUGUUAAGUUUUGCAAGGAGCCAAACUGAAUAUUAGGUUGGUUGUGAUGGAUGGGCACUAUGUCUUUGUGAAGGAAAUAUAACUUACAAUUUUUUUUAAAUACAUUGUGGUGAACAGAGAUGGAGAUAUGAAAGAAAAUCUGGCUUACAUCUGGAAAAUCCUUUUGGCUUAAGAUGCAGAGUAUGGCCUGUUUUUACCAGGUAGAAUCUGAUUGGGGAGGAGAAGAGGGACCAGAAGAAAGAUCAGAGAGACCUAAACUCCUGAAGAAGGGGAAGUGAGGUGUUAAAUGAGUAAAAACACAGUGGCUCUCCCUCAUGAGACUGCCUCUUUGGAUCCCUGCUCUUGGAUUCUUGCCCUGUCACACAGACCUUAGAUAUACUCAAAGUUGUGUUAGUUUUCUGGCAUGGGAGGGAGCAUACUACUGCACGUGCACAGCUUGGCAUUAUGACCCAGCUAACAGAGACAUUUAUCCCCUCCUCCCUAAGUCCUUUUUCUGUGUCUGUUCAUGGAUUCUUGCAGUCACACCACGUGUUGGUUGUUUGUGGUGGUUGAAAUUUCUUGGAAACUUUUUUCCUCAACUUAUCUUCUUCAGCUGCUCAGGACAGGGACUGUGGCUUCCUUUGUGCUUGUACAGUACCUAGCACAAUGGGUCUCCUGAGUGGGAUUUCUGGGUGUUAUUGCAAUGAUAACCAGUGAUUGGUGCUACAGAACGGUAAACCUUCACUGAUCCACAAGCCUUGUAAUACACACAUGCAUGCACACACAAUAAGGCAACAUCUACACUGUGAGCUAGGGGUGUGAGUCCCCUGCUCAUGUACGCAUACUUGAGCUAGCGUGAGUAUAAAUAGUGUAGCUGUAAUAGCAUGGGUAGCAGCCAUGGAGGAAUGGCUAAGCCAUCCCGGUAUGAGUAUGUGUACACAAGCAGAGGGAAUCGCCCUUAGGUUGUAGUGAACCCUGCCGACUUCUCAUCAGAGAUUUACUAGCAAAUGCAGUAGGGUGUCCUCAGACUAAGUUCUCUUUAUUUUUAUAAAAUAUUCUACAAUACAUGUACUUGGACAUUAUGAAAUUAUAAGAAGUCAAAAUAAAAAAAAGUUGUACCCUUU